ACGUGUAUGCACAUAUGUACAAGCAACACGAUUAAGUGGUGAUUCAGGAAAGCUGGGAAAUACAGUGUUGAAUUGCCAAACUAUAAAUGGUAAACAGUCUGAGAGAGAAAGAAAAAAAUCACCUGUUCCCCCAAAGGUAAUAAGAAAAGUAUUAUCUGAGAUUUCUGGAGGGGAACUGAAAGUGUCUUCUUUUUGUUUUCCACUAGCCUCAUGCCUGAAGCCUGGGAAGCCCAGAAAAGAAUGUACUGGCAUAAUUCUGUCAGUAUAGUAUAUAAAAUUAGAGAAGAAAAUUAGUAGUGCUGUGUCAUUCACAGUUCAGCCAUGUCUGCUGCUGCUGAUGAAACAUCAGAAGAUCUCCCAGUGAAAGAUGUGGGUCUAAAUCUUGGAGGACAUUCAGAACCAACAGCUGGCCAAAAUGUUAAAGCUCGGCAAGUUGUUUCACGAAUUAACCGAGAGGAACUGGAAGAUCGAUACCUUCGCUUACAUGAGGAGAACAUCUUACUGAAACAACAUGCCCAUAAGCAAGAGGAUAAAAUUAAAAGAAUGGCCACCAAGUUAAUACGGCUUGUUAAUGACAAGAAAAAAGCAGAGCAGGUCAGUGGCGGCCCCAAGCGGCUGGGUCAGGAUGUCGAAAUGGAGGAAGUGGUCGAGCAACUGCAGGAGAAAGUUCGGGACCUAGAAAAGCAGAAUGAAAUUAUACGAAAUAGGCUUAUUUCUACCAAGCAGCAACUUCAGCUUCAAGGGCAUAGACACACGCCCUACAAUUACGUCCAGGCACGCAUUAACACAGGACUCAAGAAGGUGACUGAAGGUGUUAGAGUCCAAGAGCCCUCCAAGAAAGGGAUGAGGUUGCAGAACAUAGAAGAGUUGCCUCCCAAGUACGGGCACAGUUUACUCGAAGAAGCAAGAGCAGAGAUAAAAAACUUAGAGAAUGAGCUUGAAUCACAGCGGUCACAGAAUCAAGAAUUGGUACUUGCAGUAGAAAUGCUAAGAAGUGAAAAAAGGAAGAAAGAAGAAGAGUUUGAAGUAGCUCUCCUUCAACUGAAAGAGCAGCAAGCAACAGGCCAAAGGCUAAGCAUUCGAGACAACGUAGAAAUGAUCAAGCUCCACAAACAGCUGAUAGAGAAAAGCAGUGAAUUUGCAGCAGUGGAAGAAAAGUUACUUCAGCUUCAGGAGAACCAAAAAAAUCUCAAAACGAGCCAUGAUGCACUAAUGGCCAAGGGAGAAGAACUUAAUUUGCAACUUAAAGAAGAGCGUUCAAAGUGCCUCCAUCUUGAGAGAGAAUUGCAGGCCACCACAUUUUCAAGACGACGAUUAGAAGAGCUACAAGACAGAAUUAAUGAUUUGGAAAAGGAGAGGGACCUUUUAAAGGAAAACUAUGAUAAAUUAUAUAACAGCGCCUUCGGUGUGACCCACGACCAGCAGUGGAAGCUGAAGGAGCAGCAGCUGAAACUGCAGAUCGGUCAGCUCGAGGCGGCUUUAAAGUCAGAUUUAGCAGAAAAGAACAAUAUUCUGGACAGAAUAAAAGUGGAACGAGACCAAAAUGAAAAGCUGGCCCAGGAGAAUCAAGAGCUACGAACGUGCUGUCUAGAGCAGAAGCAACAGCUGGAAGAGCUGAAGGACCGCGUGAAUUUUUUCACCAAGGUUCAUAGACAGCAAGCAAGUGGAGACCUUGUGUUUUUGGGGAAAGUAGAAGAUGACGUCCAUAAGGAUUUAGAGCGUUCCCUGCGUGAUCUUCAGGCAGUUCAUGCAGAAACUGUUCAAGAACUUGAAAAGACACGCAAUAUGUUAAUUGUGCAGCAUAAAAUCAACAAAGACUAUCAGGCAGAAGUGGAAUCUGUGACACGGAAGAUGGAGGUUUCACAGCAAGAUUAUGAGUUAAAACUGGAACAAUAUGUCCACCUUCUUGACGUUAGAGCUGCACGUAUCCAAAAAUUGGAAGCCCAGCUGAAGGAUAUCGCUUAUGGUACCAAACAGUACAAAUUUCGACCAGAAAUGAUAGCAGAUGAUCCCAUGGAUGAGUUUGAUGAAACUGCUCAUUUAGAAAGAGGGGAGAACUUGUUUGAGAUUCACAUCAGCAGAGUUGUAUUUUCUGCAGAAGCCACCAAAUCUUUCGGCGAUCAAGAGCCUGCCACGUUCUGUACCUAUGCAUUUUAUGAUUUUGAACUACAGACAACUCCAGUUGUUCAAGGCCUCAGCCCAGCCUAUAAUUUCACUUCUCAGUAUCUUGUAAGGGUAGAUGACUUCUUUCUGCAGUAUUUGCAGAAAAGUACUACCACCCUUGAAAUCCACCUUGCCUAUGGCAUAGACUUCGAAACAGCAGGUGCUUGUCAGCUAAGAUUCCAUGAAGUUCUGGAAAAAAAUGGUAGAAUCUGCAGUUCUGCCAUCUUAAUUGGCAUGGGAAGAGAAAUCCAAAAUUAUGGCACAGUGGAAUAUUGGGUCAGGUUAAGAGUUCCCAUGGACCAAGCAAUCAGGCUAUACAAAGAACGGGCAAAAGCCCUUGGCUAUAUUGCAGCAAAUCUAAAGGAUCAGCCAGUACUCAGUUCUCUCCAAGGCAGCACUUCAAUAGAUGGAAACUUAAACGAACUCCACAUUACAGUAAAAAGUUGUAACGAUUUGCCAGGCCGAAAGAGCAAUCUCCAGCCAAGUCCUUAUGUUGUCUACAAGUUCUUUGACUUUCCAGAUCACGAUACUGCCAUCAUUCCCAGCAGCAAUCACCCUCAGUUUGACGAUCAUAUGUGUUUCCCAGUGCCAAUGAAUGCCGAUCUUGACCGCUAUCUAAAAUCUGAAUUUUUGAAUAUAUAUGUUUUUGAUGAUGGUGAAACAGAAGAUGGGCUUUACGUAGGAAAAGCAAAUGUGCCUUUAAUUUCAUUAGCCCAUGGCAAAUGCAUUUCAGGGACCUUUGAGUUAACAGAUUAUGAAGGUUGUCCUGCUGGGACAGUUAACAUUGAACUGAAAUGGAAGCUGACUUAUCUUCAGCCAGCCGGUUCAAUUGUAGCGGCAAACCUCACAGAUUACAUCCAGAAUGAGAAACCGGUGAAGGGGCAAGGGGAAGGUCCACUGCUGGCUCCAUCUUUCUCAUCAUCAGUAAUGAGGCCACAGCCUAAGCCAAGGCAGCGCUCAGCUACAAUGGACAAGAAAGUUUCUUUUGUAGAUGUGGACCCCUUGCCAAAUUCAAGCCCCAUUCCUGAAAAAGAAGAUAAAAAGACUUUGCAGAAAGCUAAAGAUGAAAAGUCUGUACUUUUAAAUCUUCCACAGCCCGUACCAGAAACACAUGCUGACAGCAGAAUAAGCAAACCUGCAACUGAGAUUCAACAAGAACACGAGGACCUCUCUCAGCUCUCCGAAGGUCAACUUGCUGACCAGAGUUCAGCUACUUCAGGAGAUGAAACUGAAAUUGAGGAAGUGGAAACAGAAGAACAAGACAACAAACAGGCAGCUGCUGAAUCAGUCACAGAUAGCGAUGAUUGUGUGGUUCCAAGUUCAGCAUCCACAAGUCUUAAUCAGCCUGCUGAAAGAAUCCGGAUUGAAAUAGUGUCCCUCAGCCUCACAGACUCCCAGAUUUUGAUGGAUUGCACGAUACAGCGGCUUUUCGUAGAGUCCAAGUUCUCCAGUUUCAAAACAACUGAAACUCCUGUGGCGCUUCCAAAACCCAAAAGUGGGCAACGUGUGUACUAUAACUAUAGCCAUGUAAUACAUGUGGAUCAGCUAACGCACAAAGGAAGGUGGGACUAUCUCAAGGCUGUAGUUGGUGGAUCUGAGCCUAAACAUGGAAGUAUACGAUUUACAGUAGUAAGUGACCCUCCGGAGGAUCAGCAGGAUCUUGAAUGUGAAGACAUUGGCUUUGCUUAUGUUAGUCUAAGCCAGAUAUUUCAGAAACGACAAGACCUCACUGACCAAGACAUUGAUGUUUUCAAUUCGCAAGAUGGAGGAGCAGUCAUUGGGAAGCUGAGAGUGACAGUAGAAGCCCUGGCCGCUCUGCAUUCAGUCUGGAAGAAACUCAGAAAUGCCCAGGAACCCUGAACCUGGAGGCCUGGGCCUUCUCCCGGCACGUCUGAUGGAAAGCAAGAGAGAUGCUACCUUAUAUUUAAUGGAUAAUUUGUAUGUAAAGCCUGCUCCGUUUGCAGUUUAAAGUUUGUAUAUUUUUUCUCCUCGGUUUGGAUUUAUAUUUUUAUAUUUCCCUCUGUCUGUCUCCACCCCAGGGCUAUCUCCAUCCCAGCCCACGACAGACAUCAGCCUGUAAAUAAUUAAUGUCUAUAUGAUUGAAUGAUGGACCCUUUUGUUUACUGAAAAUAUAUAUUCAAAUUUUUUUUUUCAUGACUUUUGUCUAGUGUGUGUGUAUACAAAUACAAUAUUCCAUAUACAAAAGUCAUGAAAAAUCAAGUAAUUAUAUAAUGAUGAUGAUGAUGAUGAUGAUGAUGAUGUUAAUAAUAAUAAUAAUACACUUAAGCCUUAGAAAACUGAUUAAAAAUACCUUUAUGGUAUCCCUAAUCACCCCACUAAAUGGAAUGCCUGCGAUUAGCCUCAUUAAGAAUUUUAUACUGCGAAGCUUUUAUUAGAAGCAAUAUAUGAAAAUUACUUGGAUAAAUGUGUUAAUCUGCCUCUUUAAAAUGCUAAUAUCCAUUUUAUGCACAUUAAGUCUCAGUAUGCGUUUUCUUUGAUGCAUGCCAUUUCUAUCAAUUAAAUACAAAGAAUGAGACUAGUCCCCAGACUUAUUAAAUUACUGCAAGCUUUUAUAAAAAGAAACCCACAACUUUUGCCCUUCUGCUAACAGUUGAGAUUAUCAAAUUUUGAAGGGAGGGCAUUCCAUAAACGGUGCAUGUGGGCGUCUUGAAGGAGGGGGUCAUCUGUAAGCAAAAGAGAUUUACAUAUAUCAACUAUGUAUUGAAGUGUUUUACACUUCAGGUUUAGCUUUGUUCCCUCUCCCCCCUCCCCCUUUAAAUCAUAUUUAUAUAAUACAUGAUACAGCCUGGAAAUUCCAACUUUCUACCAAUAUUGAUGAAAGAUUUAGAUGUAAUUUGCAUGGGAUAGGUAACAUUAAAAUAAUCACAGAACAAUAGAGUUGGAAGGAGCCAUUUAUGCUGCUGAGCCCCAUCCUCUGCUCAGUUCCGUGAAAGAGUAGUAUAUUAUUUCCAGAAGCAAAUUAUUUCUGUGUGUAUGUGUUUGUAUGUGUGUGUGUGUUAUUUUCAAUUCUUUAAAUGGGAUUUUAUAGGCGAAGAGCUUCCCACUGUUUGCAAAACAGGCUAUAUUUCUUUUGUGAGCAUAUGUAAAGUAUUCAGAAAGAUAAGUAAUUUAUUAAAAUCUACCUAAUUUGCCAUGAUAUAUUAAAUCUCCGCUUCAGUGAUCACAGACCAUUUCAUUUAGAGAAUUAGGCAUUCCCUCUUUGUGUGAUUAAAGCUCUGGAAAAUGA
Molecule: messenger RNA, 5410 nt
Organism: Python bivittatus (Burmese python)
Lineage: Eukaryota; Metazoa; Chordata; Lepidosauria; Squamata; Pythonidae
Source: RefSeq, a predicted model, not a curated record